AUGGAGGGUGCAUCCCGGCAAUCAUCAAGACUAUUACGGUCCCGUGGUAGCCUGCUCCCGCAGCAACGCCGUCUUCCCCGACCAGCCACCCGGACGGCUCUUUCGACGACACAAUGUCGCGCGCUCUCAAACUCGAGCCGCAACCUCGCCCCAGAGUCCCUUUUCAGCCAGUUUGGAGGUAGCUCUGCAGCUUCGCAUAACCCGUCAGGUGGUCCAACCACUUAUUUCACUAACCGACCAACCCUCCCCGCAAACACGAUCGUACGAUUCGUGCCACAGCAGACAGCAUGGAUUGUGGAGCGGAUGGGAAAGUUCCACCGCAUUCUGGAGCCCGGUCUGGCUAUCCUUUUCCCCUUUCUGGAUCGCAUUGCAUACGUCAAGAGCUUGAAGGAGUCUGCGCUGGAGAUACCCAGCCAGAAUGCUAUCACCGCGGAUAAUGUUACAUUGGAGUUGGAUGGCGUGUUAUAUACCCGAGUGUUUGACGCAUACAAGGCCAGCUACGGCGUCGAAGAUGCGGAGUAUGCCAUCUCCCAGCUUGCGCAGACGACCAUGCGAUCCGAGAUCGGUCAGUUGACUCUCGACCACGUCUUGAAGGAGCGCGCCACACUCAACACGAACAUCACACAAGCGAUCAACGAAGCCGCACAGGACUGGGGUGUUGUGUGUCUACGAUACGAGAUCCGGGAUAUCCACGCGCCGGACGGUGUUGUGGAAGCCAUGCACCGCCAAGUCACUGCGGAGCGAUCCAAACGAGCGGAGAUCUUGGAAUCUGAGGGUCAGCGACAGAGUGCAAUUAAUAUUGCCGAGGGAAGGAAGCAGUCCGUCAUCCUCGCGUCUGAGGCUUUGCGCGCCGAGCAGAUUAACCUGGCGGCUGGUGAAGCCGAGGCUAUCCAGCUGAAGGCGGACGCUACAGCACGUGGAAUUGAUGCCGUUGCGAAGGCCAUGCAAGACGGUCAGGAGCAUGCCCAUGGUGCCGUUAGCUUGAGGGUUGCCGAGAAGUAUGUUGAAGCCUUCUCCAACCUGGCUAAGGAGGGUACCUCUGUUGUUGUCCCUGGUAACGUUGGUGACCUGGGCGGUAUGAUUGCCAGUGCUAUGGCGGUCUACGGCAAUGUGAGUAAGAGCCAGGCUAAGAACAUUGCUGCCAAGACUCUCGGUGCUCAGGAGUCGGAGAUUAAUACCACUCCGAAUACUGAAAAGACUGAUGUCGUGGAGGAGGAGUUCGAGGCUAAGGAGUCGAGCGAGACUGAGCCGAACAACGAUGUCACACGGAGUGUCUUGGAGUCAUUUUCCGAGGCUAGUCAGAAGACAAAGCGCUAA
Molecule: messenger RNA, 1317 nt
Organism: Penicillium pulvis
Lineage: Eukaryota; Fungi; Ascomycota; Eurotiomycetes; Eurotiales; Aspergillaceae
Product: SPFH domain-containing protein
Exons: 2
Coding region: 1-1317 (438 amino acids)
Cellular component (GO): membrane
Source: RefSeq, a predicted model, not a curated record